AUGAGCGAUAUCUGUGCAGACUGUGGACACAAGUUGAAAUAUAUAGUGAAUGAAGGCAAGGAUGACAGUGUAGAUACACUGGCCGCUGAAGUCGACUCACUCUCAGUCGAGAGGAGCACGACCACACAGGACAUCAAUGAUUGCCAAUGUUGUUCAAGCAUCAGACACAGCAGCAACAGCAUCAACAACAUAGAUAGAACAGCAUCACCUACUGCUGCUGCAGAGGAUGACUCUAGUAUGAUAGCGACUCCUCAACAACCUACACCACCAAUACUCAAGAUUAUGAAGCGUAAUCCAUCAAAUACGUCGAGCAACUCUUUGGACCGAAACGGCUCCAAGAAGUCACAGCAACCAGUCACACUCGAGGAGAAGCAGGCCGCCUACAACAAGGCUCGCGAGAGGAUAUUCCAAGACAGCAUCGACCCAUUAUUGGACAGCGGACUAGGUCUAGGUGGCGUUGACUCAACAUCGACGUCAUCAUCAUUGAGUGAUACUAAUGUCACUAACGGUGGUGGCAUUGACUCAACUACCUCUGCCUCAUCAAUCAACAACAACAAUACGAUCUCUUCUACUUCAGCACCAUCGACACCGGUCUACAAGAAGAGCACUCUCAACAAGAACUCGCCCAACUUUGUUAGUCAACUAAGACAUACUUCGCCACCCUUUUACUCAUCUCAACAACAACAUCAACAACAACAACAACAGAUACAACAUAUGCAGCCACUGCAACCUCAGCCCCUGCAUCCACAUCAGCAACAACAACAACAGAGGCCGUACUACAACAAGUCAUCAUCGCCACCUCAUGUACCGCGCAACUCAAACACACCGCCACUGUUACCAAACCCCCUGCCUCUGCACUACUCCUCCCCUUCACCUUAUUUAUCAAACAACAAUACUCCUCUGCCGAUGGGCUACAUUGACCAUCAGCAGCAGCAACA
Acytostelium subglobosum LB1 is the source of this 938-nucleotide messenger RNA. RefSeq lists its product as hypothetical. The record is from RefSeq and is a predicted model, not a curated record. The transcript has a single exon. NCBI's taxonomy places the organism in Eukaryota, Evosea, Eumycetozoa, Acytosteliales, Acytosteliaceae. The annotation marks the transcript as partial.